AUGGGCCUGGCCCAAAUGAUCGUUAUCGUCCUGCUGAGGAUGUCCUUCUUUAGCUUUACGCUUUUAGGCGGCUUAGAGUCGAGGUUGACGUUCUCCAUGCAAAGGGCACAACAGCCCAGACACCGAGCCAGUGAGUGCGAAGCGCAAGUCGCCGACAAUCUUGGGGAUGUUGCUCUGCCCUGUCGAUGGGGGGUAGUCUUUGGGCUAGCGCCGACUCCAGUCGUGAAGUCCAGAUUGAGCCUGCCAGACUUGAACCGGCUCGGCUUUGGACAGGAACCAGGAGCCAAAAAAGGAGAGGUAAUCGUCGAGUUAGACGAUCAUGUCCUUCAUCAACAUACCGAUGAAUCAGAAUACGUUGGUCAUAAUCCCCAUGGUGGUGAUAGGGCUCGAUGUAGGGGGGCUGCUAGGGUCUCAGCCGAUGUGCUGGACCACGUGGUUCACCUCGACCGAAAUCCAAAAUCCCAAAACGAACCAGCAUCCAUCAAGUCCCUCCUAAAAAACUUGAUCGAUUCAAGGACGCACCAAAUUUAUCAUCAAUCAAUCUCAAACCACUUCUUCACCAUCUCAUUCAUCUCUCUAUCACCCUCCCCGUUCUCUUCCCCUCAUUCCAGAAUGAAUGACCGUGAAUUCUUCCAGCCUGUUGAAUUGAAUCAAGAAGAAACCCUUGACGGAAGCCCAUCCUCCAACAAAAAUGGCUCUUCAACUUUGUCACAAGAUGAACAAUUCGUAUCGAAAACAGGAAAAGAAUUUGGUGGCAUGAUUCAUGUUGCACCUGGCAUCUGGCAAAGUGCAUAUCGCUUGAGUUGUCGGGGUGUGGAGCAUUGUCCUGGGUUUGAGGAAAACCUGUUCUCAGCUCUCGAAGUGGACCUACAAGCAAAUCUCAAGAAACUCUUUCACCCGGAAAUAAGUGCAUCACUUGCCGCUGUAGCCAAGUCAGUUGGGACCUUGUACAUAGGCAACGACUGGGUACAAACUGCACAGUUCAUUGGCACCUUUGAAAAUGUUGAUUUUGCAAUUUCCUGCAAUCAUCGCCGUGCACCCAAUGUUUGGAAUGUUGGAGAUUUGGUUAGAAUUGAUUUUGGAAGUGAGGCUAUCUUGAAUGAGGGACCAUCCUCACAUGCUUGUCCAGCAGUAGUGUUACGCAUCAAUCCAACCAUGGACAUCAUCUUAAUGGCCAUCACAAAAUGGAUAACACCUCGGCCUCCAGCACUCACUCCACACUUUGACCUCAAUCUCAUCACUAAUGAGCCAGUCUAUGCAAUUGGCUACAACGGAAGGCCAACCAAAAACGAUAUCCUGGUGUUUCAGAAAUUUCAGAUGACAAUUUUCAAUGAAUCCAUCACCCUCUCACAGGCUGAACACUGCUUUAAAUCAGAAUUUAGAAUGGUAUCUCUUGGAAAUGUCACUCAACUGGAUUGUUCAACAAAGAAGGCACUUGUUUCAGCUUCACUUUGGCAUGGUUCAUCGGGCUCACCUGUCUUUGUGAUGCGGGAUUCUUUGGUGAACAUUGGCUAUGUUGUCAGCAGCAAUGCCUCCAACAACAAUGUUAUCCACCUCUAUGCUUCAGCAAUCAAAGCUGACAUUGAUGCUGCAGUCUUUAGAUUGGCUCUUAUGAAAAUGUCCAAAGAUCACUCCUAA
This is a messenger RNA of Puccinia graminis f. sp. tritici CRL 75-36-700-3, 1638 nucleotides long. RefSeq lists its product as uncharacterized. NCBI's taxonomy places the organism in Eukaryota, Fungi, Basidiomycota, Pucciniomycetes, Pucciniales, Pucciniaceae. The coding region runs from base 1 to 1638 and encodes 545 amino acids. The record is from RefSeq and is a predicted model, not a curated record. The transcript is spliced from 9 exons.